Chanos chanos (milkfish) is the source of this 1486-nucleotide messenger RNA. Its product is annotated as cytosolic non-specific dipeptidase-like. Gene Ontology annotation, molecular function: metallodipeptidase activity. The record is from RefSeq and is a predicted model, not a curated record. Bases 1 to 1425 code for a protein of 474 amino acids. The transcript has 11 exons. Lineage: Eukaryota; Metazoa; Chordata; Actinopteri; Gonorynchiformes; Chanidae. Gene Ontology annotation, cellular component: cytosol. Gene Ontology annotation, biological process: proteolysis.
AUGUCGUACCUCCCAAAACUGUUUAAAUAUGUGGACGACCACCAAGAUCAGUAUGUGGAGCGUUUGGCCCAAUGGGUGGCAAUUCAAAGUGUCUCUGCCUGGCCAGAGAAACGAGGCGAAAUAAAAAAAAUGAUCGAAAUGGCAGCCAAGGACAUAGAGAAACUUGGAGGGACAGUGGAAAUGGUAGACAUUGGCAAGCAGAAGUUGCCAGGAGGGGAGGAGAUUCCUUACCCUCCAAUUAUUCUGGGCCGACUAGGCUCUGACCCAGGCAAGAAGACAGUUUGCAUCUAUGGCCACCUUGAUGUUCAGCCAGCCAAGAUUGAUGAUGGCUGGGACACAGAACCAUUCACUCUGGUGGAGAAAGAUGGAAAACUGUAUGGACGUGGCUCUACAGAUGAUAAAGGCCCUGUGUUGGCCUGGUUUAACAUCAUUGAUGCCUACCAGAAGAUUGGACAGGCGCUACCAAUCAAUAUCAGAUUCUGCUUUGAGGGGAUGGAAGAAACUGAUUCACAUGGUUUGGAUGAGCUUGUGUUCUCUCGGAAAGACACCUUCUUCAAAGAUGUGGAUUAUGUUUGCAUCUCUGACAACUUCUGGCUUGGCAAGACAAAACCCUGCAUUACUUAUGGUCUUCGAGGGAUCAGUUUCUUCUACAUUGAGGUGGAGUGCUGUAAAAAGGAUCUGCACUCUGGAACGUUUGGUGGCUCUGUCCAUGAAGCCAUGACUGAUCUUAUCAUGUUGAUGGGCUCUCUGGUUGAUAAGAAAGGAAAGAUCAUGGUGCCUGGAAUUUAUGACCAAGUUGCUCCUGUCACUGAGGAGGAGAAGAAGCUGUAUGAGAAGAUUGACUUUGAUGUGACGGAAUACCGCAAAGAACUUGGGGCUGGGAAACUGCUGCAUGACACCAAAGAGAACAUCCUGAUGCAUCGCUGGAGGUAUCCCUCUCUCUCUCUCCAUGGUAUUGAGGGAGCUUUCUCUGAGGCAGGGGCUAAGACUGUCAUUCCAUCCAAGGUCAAUGGCAAGUUUUCCAUUCGCCUGGUUCCAGACAUGGACCCCAGCGUAGCGGAAAAGCUAGUUAUCACUUACCUGGAGAAGAAAUUUGCUGAGCUGGGGAGCCCUAACAAACUGAAAAUAUCUGUGGACCAUGGAACAAAGGCCUGGGUGUCUGACUUUAAUCACCCUCAUUACAUAGCAGGCAGAAACGCCAUAAAGACAGUUUUUGGAGUGGAGCCUGACCUUACUCGUGAGGGUGGGAGCAUUCCUGUAGCCCUAACCUUCCAGGAGGCAACAGGUUGCAAUGUCAUGCUGCUACCCUUGGGUUCUUCUGAUGAUGGAGCACACUCACAGAAUGAAAAGAUGAACAGAUCUAACUACGUCCGAGGCACUAAGAUGUUGGGUGCUUAUUUUCACGAGGUAUCUCUGCUUAAGUAACUCCAUCUGGAAAACUGAUAUCACAGGCUUUCCUGAUCUCUGGAAUAUCGGACUGUCCUUU